AUGAAUAAUAGAAAGGGUAAAACACGAAACUUUAAGAAACAAAUUAAGUCGAAUAUGAAUAAGGAAAAAUGCGAAAAGAUAAAUGAUGACAUUCAUUCAAACAAUGUAGAAAUAGAAAACUGUGAUAAUAAAAGAAAUGAGAUAAUAAAUCAUAGAAAGGAAAAACAUCUAUGUUCUAAUUUAUCAAAUAUGGCAUUAAAUCCGAGUUCUUAUCAUGUUUCAAAUCCAAUAAGUUCACAUAAUAUAAAUGUAUAUUCAUCAAGUAAUAAUAUUAUGAAUUUCCGCAAGUAUAUAAACGACGAUAGUAGUAAUGACAUAACAAAACAAAGUAAUUUGAGUUCUAUAGAAUCGCAUACAAUGAACCUGAAUAAUUUAUACAACUUUAAUAACAUAUGCAAUGAAAUCAAUUCAUAUAGUUUUAAAUCGAAUCCAUUAGACAAUACGAAAGUACAAAAUAUGAAUUCUUCAUAUUGUAAUCAAAUGAAAUAUUCCGAUUAUUACCAACAUAAACACUGUUUAUGUCAUAGAACAGGUAUCUUAAAUACUUCAAAUUCUUCAGAAAAUCAGAUAAAUUCAUCAUAUGUUUGCAGCUUACAUAAAAAUGAUUAUACUAAAAUUUCCAUGAAUUUUCCUAACGCAUCUAGUUCGGUUAAUGUGGACUCUAAUGUUUAUAAUAGUAAUAUAACAGCACCAUGUGUAAUGAAUUCGAAUCCAAUGAAUUAUAAUAUUGGGAAAUGGGGUUCGGAUAUUAUAAAUCUGAUGCAAACGACCAAUAUGAAUAACUUAAAAAUUAAUGAUCUUAAUUUAAAUGAAAUUAAUAAAAUAAAUUUUCAAGACUCUAAUUUAUCCAUUUGUUCACAUGGAAAAUCGAAAUCUAAAAAACAUAAAAGUGAUUAUUCGACAGUUCCUUAUAAUAUCCUUUCAAAUAAUAUGAAUAGGAAUCAUAUUACAUCAAAUAGUGUACCUUCAAACAAUAUUUUAUCUAAUAAUAUGAUACCAAAUAAUAUUGCGUUAAACAAUAUGCCUUCAAGCAGUAUUAUAUCAAAUAAUAUGGCGUCGAGCAAUAUUCCAUCGAACAAUACGAUAUCAAACGAUGGAAUAUCAAACAAUAUAAUCUUAAGUAACUUACUAUUAAAAAGUUUAUCAAACAAAUAUACUUCAAACAAUAUGGUAUCUAAUGAUAUGUUAAAUAAUAUGCCAAACUAUAUGCUAAAUAAUAUGUCAAAUAAUAUGUCAAAUAAUAUGUCAAAUAAUAUGUCAAAUAAUAUGUCAAGUAAUAUGUCAAGUAAUAUGUCAAGUAACAUGGCUAGGAAUGUGUCAAAUAAUAUACCAAACAAUAUGUCAAAUAAUAUGUCUAGCAAUUUUAUUUCAAGCAACUUGUCAAAUAGCUUCAUUUCAAAUAAUAUGUCAAGUAAUUUGUUUCUAAAGAGUUUGAUUUCUAACAACUUUAUUCCAGACCAUGUAAUUCCUAACAACUCGAAUUCAAAAAACAUCAUUUCAAAUAACGUCAAUUUGAACAACUUUGUUUCAAACAAUUUUAUAUCAAACCAUAUGGAAUAUAAUAAUAGAAAAAACAAAAAUUCAAUUGCUUCUUCAAAAGUUGAUACAUUAAAUAAUGAAAAUAUGAAUUCUUUAUCAGAAAAAUUAAAUCCUUUGAUUUUAUCUUCAUCUCAUAGUAUUCAUAACGAAAACCAAGUAUUCAAUAAUCUCCAUUUUUCUGAACAUAUGCAAAAAGAUAAAGAGGAAAUAAAAAAUGAUAAUGUUAUAAAAUAUAUGCAAGAGGAACAAAUAAAAAAAACACCAGAAGCGUAUUUAUUAAAUAACUAUUAUUUAAUGUUUCAACAGAAACUAGAAAAUGAACUAUCUUAUACGAAAAAUAUGAAAACCGAUGACCCUAAAAAAUUUAAUGAUAUAAUUAUAAACCAACAAAAUAUAUGCAAUAGUAGCAUGAAAAAUUAUAAUAAUAUUAAUGAAGAAAAAAAUAAAAUGUGUUCGCAUGAAAACAUAACUCAAAAUAUGAACAUAAGUACAAUAAAGAAUAAUGAUGAUAAACAAAUAGUAGUAAGUAAACGAAGUAGCAAUGUUUUAAGACAAAUGAUUGAUUUUCCAAGUGUAAACGACAAAAUACAAAAUGAAUCCUUUGCAAAUAGAAGAAGAAAAGCACGAGAAAUGAAUAUACAAGAUGACAUUUGUACUGAGGUGUAUAAAUCUCAAACAAUUAAAGAUAGAUUAAGAUCAAGAGCACGAAAAAAAGGUUUAGAAGGAGUUGUUGGUGGUAGAACCACAGAAGCUAAUAGCCAAUCCUUAUCUAAAUACGAUUUUCUUUUGAAUAAAAAUACAAUUCCUAAUAAUACGAUUAAUUUAAGAAAUAAAAAAGAAUCAAAACAAAAUGAACAAAUGAAUAAUUCUAAAGAAACAUGCUAUCACAUAAUAGAAGAUAUAGAUAGCAAUGUAAAUGAACAGAUUACAAAGGAUAUAGAUAUUAAUGAAAUAAAAAGUAAUUUAAAAGUUGAUGAAAAUAUGAUGGGAUUCUUAUAUACAGAUGAAAAGAAAGAGGAAACGAAUCAAAAUCAAGAGCAAGAGAAUAUUUUGGAUUGUGCUAAUAAAACGGUAUUUAAUAAAAAUGGAAGUAGUAUAAGAAGAAAAAGAAAUAAUGAAAUUAAAAAUAAAAAACACGAAGAAGGGAAAGAUAAGGAAGAUAAAAAUUUGAAUGACAAAGAUAUGGAACAGACGAAUGUAGAAGAAAAUGAUAUUGAAGAGGAAAAUAUUACUGAGGAAAAUGAGGACAAAAAUUCAGAUGAUAAAAAUGUUGAGGAACGUAACUGUCGUGAGAGUGCACACGAUAGAAGAUUCAUACAAACACGAUCCAAGUAUAAACAGUUGUACAAUGAAAAACAUAGAAUAAAUAAAAAUAUGCAUAAUAAGCAAAUAAACAAAAUGUCACAAAGAAAUAAUCGUAAUAGAAACAUGGAAAAUAUGGACGAAGAAAAAAAAAGUUCAACAGAUAUUUGUGAUAAUUCAAGAGAAAUGGAAAAUGAUAAGAAUGAAGAAAAUGUAGAAUCAGAUAAUAUAAAAGAGUUAAAUGGAAUAAUAAAUAAAGAAAAUAUAGAUAAUGAUGAAAAUAAACCAUUUAAUGAAAACAAUAUAGAACAAAUAAAAUUGGAUAAUUCUGAUGAAAAUAUAAAACCAAAUAUGCAAAAAAACAAAGAAAAUGUUAAUACUAUAACAAAUGAAAGAAACAAAAGAAAAAGGGAAAAAACAAAAUGUACAGAUGAGAAAAAUGAUCAGGACAAAGAUAAUACACAUGAACACAUGGUAGAAAAAAAAAUGAAACUUGAAGAAGAGUUCGAAGAGAUGGAAAGAAACACCAAUAAUAACAAGAUUAAUUAUGAUAAAAAUAAUAAUGAUGAGAAGAACAAUAAUACAGAUUGUACAAAUUGUACAAAUUGUGAAGAUAAUAUUAAAGAAAACAAUAUAACACUUUUAAACGGUAAUAUAGAAAAUAUUGAUAACGAUAAAAAUAAAUUAGUAAGUGAAACAGUUGAAUGUACAAAUGAUAUAAAUGAAAAGAAGAAAAUAGGAGAACAAAUUGCAUGCACAAAUAAUGAUAAAAUGCUAUAUUCUGUAAAUGUUAUAAAUGAUGAUUUUAAUAUGAAAAAUGUGGUGGAAUUUCUGUCUCAUAAUGAUGUUGCUAUAAAGAAAGAAUUAAAUUAUUUAAAUAUAGAAAAUAAAAUACAUGAAAGAGAAUAUAUAUUAGAUAAUAAGAAAACGUUACAUAUUGAUAACAAAAAAAAUAAAGAUAUUUAUCAUAAUAUUGCAAAAUCAGGUAUUGAUGAAAAUAUGAUUAAUAGUAAUUUAUUUGAUAAUUAUGAUAAUAAAAAUAGUGUGAGAGAUUUGCCAAGAGAUUUAUAUUCUUCAACAGAUGGGACUAUGGAUAUCUUAAUUAAUAAGAAAAAGAAAAUAUGGUCAAAUAUAGGUUGUAUUAAUUAUAUGGAUAAUUUUGUUGGUAAAGGAUCUUAUGGAAGUGUUAGAAAAGUUUUAUAUAAUAUAGAUUUAAAUAAUGAAUAUUUAAAAUUUUAUAUUGAUAAAAUAAAUGAUGUAAAAUUUCUUAAAGUAUUAACACACACAUGUCAUAUGAAAAAGGGUUUAAAAUAUCUUGUAGAUAAAUAUGAUAUAGCUUCUGAUUCGGAUUGUGUUAGUUAUUGGAAUGAUUAUUAUUUAGAAUUAAAGGACCACGUGAAUGAUGAAAAAUAUGAAGAGAUAACAAACGAAACAAAAAAUGUACAAAACCUACAAGAUGAAAAAAACAAAGGCAUUGAAAAAUCAAUAAAUAAAAAUACGAACAAACCAAAUGAAAAGGAAUUAGUUAUUUUAGAAUCGGAUUUGAUGUUAAACAAUAAGUUAGAUAAUUGCUUAUGUUGUCAUAAGAAAAGAUAUUUUGAAUUGGCAGUAAAAGAAAUAGAUAUAAGUAGAAAAGGUAAUGAAUUUCAAUUUUUAAGAGAACAAGAAUUAUUAUGUCAUUUUAAUUGCAAUGUUAUUAAACCAUUAAGUACAAAAAUAGGAGAUUUAAAAAAUAAACAGAAUUAUGAAAUAUUAAUGCAUUGUGCUACUGGAGAUUUAAGAAAAUUAUUACAAAAUUUAUUAUAUCAUAGAAAAAAAGAAUAUGAAAAAAAAAAAAAAGUAAAUAAAAUAUUAAAAUUAAUUCAUAUUUUGUUUGGAAGAAAAUAUCAUUGUUUUGAGAGUUUAUAUAACUUUGAAUGUAUAGGAUUAUGUUAUAAAAAGUUAAAAAAUAUAAAAAUGAAAAUAAAUAAUAAUACUAUUGAAAUAAAAAAUCCAGAAUUUGAUUAUAUAUAUGAAAAUGUUAAAGAAUAUAAUUGUGGUUUAACUGAAUCAGAAUGUAAGUUCUUAUUUUUUCAAAUAGCAAGUGGUAUUAGUUUUAUUCAGACAUGUUAUCAAUCUAAUAUCGUACGUUUAACUGAUAUAAAAUUACAGAAUAUUUUGGUAUUUACUGAUUCAUAUAAUAUAUAUAAUCCAUUAAAAUGGCAUUUAUGUAUAUCUGAUUUUGGUUGUUCAGCUAUGGAAUAUGCUACUUAUUAUUUAGAAAAUUCAAAAAACUAUAUGAAUGUAUAUAAAACUUUAUUGAAUCAAUGGAAAUAUGAAUUUAAAAAUCAGUUAUCAUCAUAUUUCCAAGGUACUGUUUAUACUAUGGCACCUGAAGGAUUGUGUUAUGAUCAUAAUGGGAACUAUAGGCAAUCCAAAUAUAAUCAAUUAAUUUAUUUUUAUGAACAAAAUUUUGGUGAUAUUGAAAAAAGAUUUGAAGAAUUGCAAAAACCUCCAAUAUCUGUUAAACAUACCAUGCAUAAUUUGAAGGUAUUAAAUAUCAACUGUAAUGUAAAUUUUACUUUCCUAAAUUAUCAUCAUAAAAAAUAUAAUAAUGAACACGAUGAAAAAACGAUACAAGAAAGUACGGACACUAUAAAAAAGGAAAAAAAUACGCUUAGUUGUAAAAAGAUCAAUAUGGAUAAUGAAACUAAUCGAACAAAUUACAAAAAUUAUAAAAAUAAAAAUUAUAUGAGUGAAAAUUUAAAUAUCCCAUCUGAAUCUAGUAAUACGAACAAUAGCAGUACUAAUAAUUAUAACAAUAGUAAUAACCCAUCUGCAUCUACACAAUACUCUCCCUUUGACAUCAGAUGUGAUAGUUGGUCAUUAGGUAUAAUUCUAGCAGAUCUGGCAAAAUGUGGUGUGAAUUCAUAUGAAUAUAUGAUUAUGGAUAACUACCGUGAAGAGGAUAAUUUAUUUAAUGAAAAGAUUGAGAUCCUUAAUAAUAUUAUCUUAAAGGAUUUAAAUGUUUUAAAAGAUGACGAAAUGUUUUAUAUAAAAUAUAUUAUGGAUUAUUAUGACAUUAUAAGUUUACAGUGGGGUGAUGAAAUAAUACAAAAUGAACAAAUAAAACAUAAUGUGCAUAUGCAUAAAAAAAUUGAUACUAAUGAAAGUAAAAAUAAAAAUAACAAUAAUGAGAUUAAUAGGGAUAAUACAUAUAAUAUAUAUGAUAAGCAUAAGAAAAACCAUGCAGAUAAUAAUAAUAAUAAUAAUAAUAAUAAUAAAAAUAAUAUUAUUUUUACUAACACAGAUGAAACAAAUAAAGAGAACAAAAAAGUUCAUGUAAAGAGUUGUAAUAAAAAGACACCACAUAAUAGCGAUAUGUGUCUUAAUAAUAUCUGUUCGAGCUCUAAUACUGUCGGUAUGGUAUUCAACAAAAAUGAAAUAUACCUUAAUUCAUUGAAGAAAGAUGAUGAAAAAGUUCAUGUAGAAAAUUCAGAAUCAUUUACUCAACAUUAUAAAUCAUUAAUAUUAAAAUACAAAAAUUAUAUAAAGAAUGACAAAUUAAUUCAAAUUAAAAACGAAUAUGUACAUUAUUAUAAAAUUUAUAAAAAAUUUUUAAACGAAGAAAACAUGCGAAAAUAUCUUUUAUUAGCACUUUUAUUGAUGAAUAAUAAUAUAUCUUAUAAAAGAUGUAAUGAAAUUCAAUCUUUUGCAAAAGUUGAAUUAACCAUAAAGAACAUUGGCUCAGGUAUAUUUAAAUUUAGAAAUAAAAAAGAAAAAGAAAAUUAUAUAAAAGAAUUUAAAAUGAAUGUUCAGAAUGAUAUGAUGAAUCCAAAUAAAGAUUAUUGGCAUAGUAGACUAACAAAUAAAUAUUUAGCUUGUAUAUUAAAAGAUAUAUGUCAUGAUGAUUUUUAUAAUAGAAUGAAAAAAAUAAAAAAAAGUUUCAAUAAAUAUGAAGUACCAUUAAACUAUAGUGAUGAAUAUUGGGAUCUAUUAACUAAUCUAUUGAACUAUGUGCCAUCCGAAAGAUUAUUAGCUUGUGAAGUUCUUGGACAUGAUUUUUUUUCUGAGCAUAAUGAAAAAAUUCAUAAUAUUAUUAAAGAAAAUAAUCAUGAAAGAUAUGUUGAGUUAUUUAAAGAUGAAACUUUUUGUGAUACUUUGUUAAAAAACUACAAACAAGAAAAGAAAGAAAAAAAUUAUAUAAGUAGACCUUUCUUCCAAGAUUUGAGAAAGAAGUUGGAUGGUGUGUAUAAAGAAGAUCAGAAAAAAAAUAUUCAAUCAGAUUUUAAAUUAAAAUUGAAAAAAUGCUCUAUUCCAUUGGAAAUAAUUAGAAACAAAAUAAUUUUAAACAAGCAAAAUUCAAAAGAAAAAUGUCAUAAUAAGGAUAACUGUUAUACUAUUGAUACUACAAAUAACAGUAAUAUUAUUAUUAAUAAUAAUAAUAAUAAUAAUAGUAAUAGUAAUAAUGUUUUAAGACAUAAUAAAAAAAGUGAUAUUUUUAAUAAAAAUAUAGUUAACCAAAUAAAUAAUAAUAAAACUAUUAAAUAUAUAAUUUUAAUGUAUGAAAUUAUUAUUAAGAAUAUGAAAAAGACAUGUGGCAUGUGUAAUGACAUAAAAAAUUGUUUAAAUUAUAAACAUAUAAUAAAUAAAAUUAAGAAUUUAGAAAAUUUAAUUUUAAAUUUCCAACUAAGUAAAAAAAAUAUUAUAUGUGAUCACAAAAAAAAAAUUAAAUUACCAAUGUUAUAUUUAAGCAAUGUAUGUAAUAAUAUAUAUUACUUUUUAAAUGAUUAUUCUAUUUUUGAAGAAUUUAAAAAUUUAGAUAUAUUUAUGAAUAUACAUUUACCAUUUGAACAUUUAUCUUUACCAUUGUGUGAUGAAAAAACAUUUCGAAAUAAAAAUUUUGCUAAUUUUUAUUUUAAACCGAUAUAUUAUUAUUCAUUACCAUAUAAAAUUAUACAUGCUUGGUAUACCGGACCUGCACAUAUUUAUUUUAAUCAUCCAUAUGUACCUGAUUUCAUCAAGCUUAUUUGUUUAAGAGAAAAAAACGUUUUAAGAAGAAAAGAAAUUAUCUUUUGGUAUGAUGAAGAUAUUGUCUUAAAUAAUAUUCUUAAAAUUAAAGAUAUUCUUAAAUGUUCAAAUGAUUUCUUAUGUACCCCUUAUGUUUCUCAUUUAAUAGGUAAACAGCUUAUAUUACGAAAAUAUUUUAUUACCAAAUUUUUUAAGGACAAAAUGAAACUUUAUAUUGAUAAUUAA
Molecule: messenger RNA, 8076 nt
Organism: Plasmodium reichenowi
Lineage: Eukaryota; Apicomplexa; Aconoidasida; Haemosporida; Plasmodiidae
Product: exported serine/threonine protein kinase
Exons: 2
Coding region: 1-8076 (2691 amino acids)
Biological process (GO): protein phosphorylation
Molecular function (GO): ATP binding; protein kinase activity
Source: RefSeq, a predicted model, not a curated record